Messenger RNA from Glycine soja, 1133 nucleotides. Its product is annotated as lipid phosphate phosphatase 2-like. The coding region runs from base 1 to 948 and encodes 315 amino acids. Lineage: Eukaryota; Viridiplantae; Streptophyta; Magnoliopsida; Fabales; Fabaceae. The record is from RefSeq and is a predicted model, not a curated record. The transcript has 7 exons. Gene Ontology annotation, molecular function: phosphatidate phosphatase activity. Gene Ontology annotation, biological process: phospholipid metabolic process.
AUGGUUUUUCAAUCUACAGGAAGCAAGUUGGCACUAAGUCAUAUGCAUGAUUGGCUGAUUCUUCUGCUUCUUGCUGCUAUGGAUGGAGCCUUGAACAUGAUAGAACCAUUCCAUCGCUACAUUGGGAAAGACAUGAUGAGAGACCUUAUGUUCCCAUUCAAAGAAGAUACCAUACCCAUGUGGGGUGUCCCUGUAGGUACCUGCUUCCAUCAUGCUAAUAAUCCAUGGAGAUACCUCAAAAUUAUACCUUAUACCAUUAAGGAGAUCCUCUCUAUUUUCAUCCCCAUUCUUAUCUUUAUUGCGUUUUACUUUGCCAGAAGGGAUGUCUAUGAUUUACACCAUGCAACAUUGGGUCUCAUGUUUUCAAGCUUAAUCACUGGAGUCAUCACUGAUUCCAUUAAAGAUGCUGUUGGUAGACCGCGACCAAACUUCUUCCACCGGUGUUUCCCUGACAAUAUACCUGUGUUUGAUAAAGACAAUGGUGAUGUUCUUUGUACUGGGAUUAAGGCAGUUAUAAAGGAAGGAUACAAAAGCUUUCCAAGUGGGCAUACUUCAUGGUCCUUUGCUGGUCUUGGUUUCCUUUCAUGGUACUUAUCAGGGAAAGUUAGAGUGUUUGAUCGCAGGGGGCAUAUUGGGAAACUAUGCCUAGUCUUGCUUCCUUUACUUAUUGCUGCUCUUGUGGGAAUUACUCGAGUUGAUGAUUACUGGCAUCAUUGGACUGAUGUGUUUGCUGGAGGCCUUAUAGGACUUACCGUGUCUUCAAUCUGCUAUUUGCUACUCUUUCCUUUGCCUACUCAUCCACAUGGUUGGGCUCCUCAUGCUUUUUUUCUUAUGAUGAGAGAGAGUGAUUCUCCUUCCCAACGAGGAAGCCAAACUCCAGAUACAACAAGACUAGAUGAGUUUCCCCUGCAAAUGGCGGAAAUGGAAAGUGGGACAAGAUAUAUGUGAAUGUGUGAUUGCUGAUUUCUGUUAUGCUAUAUGCUUCUUUGACGAAAUGGAUUAUAGGCAGUUUAGAAACAUUUGGCAGUGUUGUGUCCAUGUAUACAUCUCUAAUAGGUACCAUGCAAGAUUGCAGUUUCCUUAGGUCGAACUAAGAAUUAAUAUUCUCCAAAGUAGUGAAAUUUAUAAUUAAU